Trypanosoma grayi is the source of this 1284-nucleotide messenger RNA. RefSeq lists its product as hypothetical. The record is from RefSeq and is a predicted model, not a curated record. Lineage: Eukaryota; Euglenozoa; Kinetoplastea; Trypanosomatida; Trypanosomatidae. The transcript has a single exon. The coding region runs from base 1 to 1284 and encodes 427 amino acids.
AUGCCGCAGGAGUUGACGUGUCGCCAGUGGCGGGCCCUGGCCACUGUGUAUCAUCUCUACACAGCAAGGGACGGUGCUGACGAGACAACAGCAGCAGCAGCAGCAGCCGCAGUGGGAAUCUCUGGUCAUGCCGAACAGAAGGCGGGGAAAGAGGCGGUGCAGUGGGUGGAGNAGACAACAGCAGCAGCAGCAGCAGCCGCAGUGGGAAUCUCUGGUCAUGCCGAACAGAAGGCGGGGAAAGAGGCGGUGCAGUGGGUGGAGGGUGUUCUGCCCCUGCUGCAGCGCGCCUUCCCGCCGGAGGUGGUCGCGGAACUGCGCCAACGGACGCGACGGCGCGAUGCCGACAGCAGCCACCACUGCAACGGGCGGAACCGAAAGCGGGUGGAGCAGUGGCGGAAGUUGAUUCCAGAGGAAAUGGAUGCGCUUCUCUCGGCACUGCUGCUUCUACCACCUGCAGAGAAUGAUGCGUCUUCGUCCUUCUUGUCCUUGACAAGCAGCGAGCAUGCUUUGCUGCGACUUCUCAACAAGGAGCAGCGCUGGGCGGAUCGCUGCUACCAGCAGAACGCGACCCUGAAAGAACAAAUGCGACGCGUGGGCGAGUCGCUCCUCAGUUUGGCGGCGGGUGAAAGCAGCGGCGUCGCGGACGGCUGCAACGCGGCCUGUGGGGUGGCGAUGGUGAAGCCGCCGCGCGAGGAAAGGGUAGCGGUCGAGAAGGUAACCGGCGCUGCAGGAAACUCGCAUGAUGGUCAAAAGAAGCUGGCGGUGGCUGUGCUCGACGACGAGGAGGCUGCUGGCACAGAGUCCUCGGAGACCCCCGACGCCUCCCUUGAGUAUGUUGGGGCGCAGCCCCCUCCACUAACUACAACAACAACAACAGCAGCAGCAGCAGAAGCAGCGAUGGCUGCGGCGGUUGAUUUAACUUGCGCCGGCUGCGGCGAGGGGGGCGGGGAGCUCUUCCAGUGCCGCCACUGUCACCUGCUGCGCCACGAGGCCUGUGGGGGGCCCAAGGUAGGGUCCGACACCGGCUUCUGCGACGUGUGCUGCCACGAGCUCGGUCUCUCUGUCAGCAGCCAGAGCCUGCGCUCCUCCACAUCGACGGAGGAACGCGCGGAGCUCGGUGACGAUGACGACGACGACGACUCGAGUCUGUCGGGGUUCAUUGUGAACACAUCGGAUGCCUCGGAGAGCGCCGAGGAGCCGUCGUCGUCCUCCUCCUCCUCCUCCUCCUCCUCGACGGUGGAGAGAAGGGGGCUCCUGCCCACCAAAAGGCGCCGCCGUUCUUGA